Molecule: messenger RNA, 2660 nt
Organism: Physcomitrium patens
Lineage: Eukaryota; Viridiplantae; Streptophyta; Bryopsida; Funariales; Funariaceae
Product: myb family transcription factor EFM
Biological process (GO): regulation of DNA-templated transcription
Molecular function (GO): DNA-binding transcription factor activity; DNA binding
Source: RefSeq, a predicted model, not a curated record
ACUCUCUCACUCUCUUACUCACUCUCCCACGACACCAUCCCCCCUCCCCCUCUCUCUCUCUCUCGCACUUCCCUCCCUCCCCGUUCUUCUGUGGCCUUCUCUCUCUUCUCUCGAGCCUCCCGGAUCUUCAUCAUCGGACAAUUUCGUUCGGUGUAUCUCUCCACCUCGUUUCUCUGCCCUUUCUUGGCUAAGCUCCGAUCUUCCUCCUGCUUCUCAUCAUCGUUGCUCAUACGGUCUCCUCCCUCACUUGCACUCGUCGUCUUCCAUUCCCAUUGUGAAGUCUCUACCUUUUCUCGCUUCUUCUCGCAUUCCCAUCCUUGGGUCCUGCGCUGAGUCUGCGUCCCUGCACCAGGACAGCCCACCUCUGCUUGGGCCCUGUACCCACUCCCUCCCGCCCAUUUUCUUUUCCCAUUCGUCAUUUGCGUCCUCAUCACUCAAUGCCCGUCGUCUCGUUUCUGUCCCCGCUACUUCAUGUUGCUUCAUUUUGUCGCGUAUCGGUGUAUUGAGAAUGAAUAUUCGCUGUUCCACCAUUCCGCUGGCUUAGGGGAGACUAUGGUUUAGUCCAGUUUACCACAAGUGCAGCAGUUUUCUGAUGAUGGUCCAGACGUGAGGUAUCCGAAGUUGAUGACGCUUGUUUAUUCAAAUUGAAGACUGACCGAAAAGAUCAAAUCAUGACCUCGUGUUGCUGUAGUUUCGAAAUGGUGGCUGUAAAGACUUAUUACUUGCAGGAGACGUCACCUUCCGCUGCAUUUAUCUUCAGAGAUUGAGAGUUUCGAAGUGCCAGGUGCGGAAAAGAGGAUCCGGAUAUUCUUGCAGGCAUGGGUUCACCAGCAAAUCUCGCCUUAGGGCCCCAGGUGUCAACAAUCACUUCGACCAUUGAGACUGCGUUGAACUGUACCGUUUCUGCUGAUGGGCUCGAGGCGGAUGAAAUACAAAAAAUUGCUGCGCAUUUGCGUGCCCUCCAAGAGGAGAGGGGCAAAAUCGAAGCGUUCAAGAGAGAGUUGCCACUUUGCAUGCAGCUCCUUGACGAAGCCAUUGAGACCGCAAUAAACAAAGUGAUGGUCGAUCAGUGCUCACCCACAGCCAGCCUCCAGACCAGCGUGCUGGAUGCACAAGAUUCUGAUUACGAGAGGCCGAAAAGAACGUUGGUCCUGGAGAAUUUCAUGCCAUUGAAGCGACGGUGGGAAAAACAGUUAAAGGAAAAGAUCUUUCAAAAUGACGCAGGUAAUAAUUCCCAACAACACGAAGACAAGGUUGUCAUUGGGAGGCCAGCAUGGAUGAAAGAAACUCAGCUAUGGACUAAACAAUCAGAAAGCAUUGAUUACGAGAAGGCGUCACCUUCAAGAGGCUCCAGACGACAGGUGGAAUUCAAAUGUAGUGAACAAGACAGACCUCUGACAAGCUCUCGACUUCUUUUGAAUUCAAAGGAUCGGCAAGGAGGGGCUUUUGUUCCUUUCAAUCGAGAGAAACAGUUACCCAGCCCCCCCUUUUCAUCGCAGUCUACAGGACCUGCAUCAGAUGCAGCUGGCUUCAGUACCUCAUCAGCAGUUCGUACUCCAAGUCGAAUGGGCCACACAAUUGAGAGUUUUGACAUCGGAAGGGUGAAUGGAAAUGUUCAUGUUCGAGAUCAUAGCUCAGAUGCCCGAAAUUCAAUUGACCACUCCGUACAAACUAGAACUGGAGCUAACCAGCCACAGCGAAAGGCUCGAAGAUGUUGGUCACCUGAGCUGCACCGUCGCUUUGUUAGUGCUCUACAGCAGCUUGGAGGUUCACAAGUUGCAACACCCAAACAGAUCCGCGAGUUGAUGAAAGUGGAUGGCCUCACGAACGACGAAGUGAAGAGUCAUCUGCAGAAAUAUCGUUUACACACAAGAAGACCAAGUCCAUCGCCACCUAGUCCUUCACACGCGCCCCAGCUCGUAGUAGUCGGCUGGGUACGGCCGGAAUUCACAGCAGUUGAGGGAGCAGCCUCACAAGCAUCAACAGGAGACAAUCCUCUGCCUGGUAUUUCAAACGAAUGCGUGCCGUCACAAUCCACAGGACAGCCCCAGAAGCAGUCUCCUCCAAAUUUUCAGAAACAUUUGCCAGCAGUUUCUACCUCUCAGACCUCCUUGCGGGGACCCUCUCCUGUCGGAGUCGAUUCCCCGCACUCCAGCAGUGAUUCAUACAUCGACGAGUCUGAUGACGAACAGGAUGGAAAUUGUACUAGUUCUGGUGAAAAUGGAAGGCAGUACGAAUGUAAUGAAAAACCUUUGCAAUCUGCUAGGGAGUCCAAGGGUAGCACAACAUGUCUCGCUGAUAUUGACGCCACAAUAAACCCCCAGAUGAAGCUGCGUAUCUUGAGGAAAACCAAAGCUGCAGCCUGAUUAUGUAAUAACAUUUGAUCCAGCCAUGUACAGCUUAAAUUUUUCGUCGAAAGAUUCUGUUGAAGAGAGGAUUCUGUGCAGUUUCAGGCUGCCGCUGCCUUAAUAACUGUAAAUUUGAGUCGUGUAGCUCUGGUAAUCAGACUACGUUUCAGUUUAAUUUGAGAAUAUGCGAUGCGCUGAGUGGUAGAUAGCCUUGGAAAGUACUAGACUGUCUGAUAAAUACUUUGACUGCUUGUGUACUGCAAACUGUAUCAAGACGAAUAUUUAUUUAAAACUAACUCUGUUUACUCGAAA